Molecule: messenger RNA, 951 nt
Organism: Fibroporia radiculosa
Lineage: Eukaryota; Fungi; Basidiomycota; Agaricomycetes; Polyporales; Fibroporiaceae
Exons: 7
Coding region: 1-951 (316 amino acids)
Biological process (GO): activation of GTPase activity
Molecular function (GO): GTPase activator activity
Source: RefSeq, a predicted model, not a curated record
AUGUCUUCCUCCUCAUCCCCCUCCUCCUCUGCGUCGGCAGCUGCCCACUCAUUCAAUAAAAUUCUCAACCAGUUCAAACACUCUUCGAAGCUUAGGACAGCCCUUGACGUAGAGGACUCUAUUAAGAAGCUAAGGAGGUUGAUUCUAGUCGAUGGGAUUCCUUCGGCCGCAGAUUCAACAUUACGACCUAGAAUAUGGAAGAUUUUACUUCGAGUACAGGAUAUUUCCGCCGAUACCUUCCUCGAGUAUGUUGCACGAGGACCAUGUGAAGUUCGAGAGAAGAUUCGUAACGAUACAUUCAGAACACUAGCCACAGAUCGCGGCUUCAAAGAGAGAGUACGUGAAGACAUGCUCGUUCGUCUGCUGGAUGCUUUUGUAUGGAGAAAUCACGAUAGGCAGGAAACGCAACAGCUUGGGUUCACGUACGUGCAAGGCAUGAACGUACUUGCUGCGCCUUUUUUAUACACAAUGCCCUCAGAGCUGGAGGCCUUUUUCUGUUUUGCAAAGUUUAUCGAGGAAUCGUGUCCGCUUUAUGUUCAGCCUACUCUUGAGGGUGUCCACAGGGGUCUCAAGCUAUUGGAUCGUUGUUUAAAGAUUGUUGACCCGGAGCUAUUCGCUCAUUUACGCUCAAAAAAUCUCUCCGCAGAGAUUUAUGCCUUUCCAUCGGUGUUGACCCUCUGCGCCUGUACCCCUCCGCUUGAUCAAGUUUUACAACUCUGGGAUUUCCUACUCGCGUUUGGUGUGCACCUUAACGUUCUGUGUGUUAUUGCACAGUUGCUCCUUAUGCGAGAUGAAGUCAUGAGCUCGUCGAGUCCUAUGCGACUGUUGCGCACAUUCCCACCCUUGGAGGCAUUGCCCGUCGUUGGCAUCGCAGUUACUCUUGUUCGCGACCUCCCAACCGACCUGUACGACGAACUCGUAAGACAUCCGUUCGCUGUACAGGAGGCAUAA